UUUCCACUUCACCAGACAGAACCCCAAUUUCCCCAUUCCUUUCUCAAAACCCUAACAAAAUUUCUUGAAUCAAAUUGCUGUUUCUCUGUACAAAGAUUUCAAGAAUUUCAUGGAUUACUUCUGAAAACUCUUUUUCUUGAACCCUAACUCUUUCUUUCUAUAGACAAAAUUCCCCCAUUUUGUUUCCAUCACCAUUUCUUGGACCCUAACAAGUUGCUGUUUCUCAGUAUGAAGAUUAAUAGGGAUUCCGUCAUGGAUUCUUUCACCAAACUACCACUCGAGAUCGCAUUAGAGAUUUUAACCCGUGUACCAGUGGAAACGGUGCUUGAUUGCAAAUCAGUCUGCAGAAAUUGGAGAAAGAUUGUUGAUAUUGCUUCUAAGGAUCAAUCAUUCAUUCAGGCGCAUUUGUAUCAUCUCAAUCACCCAUCUGCUGCCGAGGAUUCUUGUAAGUUGGGAUUUCUUGCUUUAACUGAGAGAGGAUAUUACUAUUUUGAAUAUAAUGAUGAGUUAACAGAACAGAUUGAUGAAAGAGAGAUUAAUACAACAGAAAUUGGUAAUGGUUCUUUGUUUGUUGGUUCCUGUAAUGGGUUAAUCUGUCUUGCUCGACAGUACAAUGAAAGACCUAUUUGUGUUUAUAACCCUUUAACCAAAGAAUAUGUUGUGCUUCCUGAAAUUAUAGACCCAUUUGAUAAUCCUCAUGAGUUUGAUGAUUGGUCGUUCGGAUUUGGUUACGUUUCUGCAACAAAUGAGUACAAAGUUGUAGGGAUAUAUGAGUCGAAGUCCAACUUUUUGGAAGUCUACGUAUACACUCUAGGCACUAAUGAAUGGAGAGACCUUGGAAGAAAUUUCAAUCUGGAAUUCAGCUCUUCCGAUUAUAAGAAACUUGGUAGCUUUGCCAAUGGAGCUCUUUAUUGGAUUGGCGGCGUGGUAAAUAAGAUUGUGACCUUCGAUUUGAUUGAGGAAAAGUUUUGCCAACAUCUCACACCUCCUCCUUUGCCACCAAACACGAAAUUGGUUGAUCAGACAAUAGGGGUCUUAGAUGGGUUGUUGUAUAUUGCUAUAUAUGACCAAGGAGAUGAACUUUAUGACAUAUGGGUACUAAAAAGUAAGAAUGAUAAUCACGUCAAGAAAAAGGGAGAGAAACACCAAUUGCUGGGUUGGAGUAAAGAGUUAAGGGUUGAUGAAGCUGAAUUACUAGCCGUUACGAAGAGUGGGGGUGUUUUAACUUACAAUAGUAAUUAUGAAUAUGUCAACCUUUACGACACAAAAGCUUCAACCUCGGAAGUGCUUUGGGAUUUGGAUUACGAGGUUCAGCUAGUAUUCCCUCACAACUACACCUUUGUGUCGUUGAAAGAAUUAGGGGAAGAAGAUACCAAAUAUAUCCCUCAAGCCAGUUAAAGGAGGCAGAAAGCUGUGAUUCUCCUUUCUAGCAGCUACAGGAGGAUGUAAACCCUGAGUACAUACUACUGGUGUGCUCUUGGGGAGCUUACACCUUUCUUAUUGACCUCAUCCGACUGCACGUGCUUCUGUGCAUUGCAACUGGUCGUUACUCUUCUCGGCUGUAUGUUGCGUAUUCUUUGUCUGGGCCGCUACUGGAACAGCUCCUAUCGUUCUAGGUUCUCAGUCACAUGAUGGACUUCAUGUUUUCGACAAGCUUAUGCUUUGUUAAGCCAUAACAGCAUUUCAUCCGAUGCACAAUAAAAAAAGAGUGAAAGAAAAAAAAAGAAGACAUAAAUCAGAACCCCAUCAGGAGCUUGGGCUUUUGGACGGACAGAUGUUUACUUUUUCUGACAGCUAGAUGUUUACUUCUCCACUCUAUACGCGCCCUGACGCUGUCUCCAUGGUUCUUCUUAGCACACUUGCUCCCCCCUUGCUUCAGUUUAGCAAUCUUGUUCCCUGCUGCCUUUUCUUGUCUUUCCUCGCAAUGUAAUUUCCUUUUAGCAGCUUCAACUAUUUUGGGCUCCUGAAUUACAUCAUCAUCUUGAUUUUUAUAAGAAAGGUUUUGAUACAUAUCGGUCCCUGGGAUCUUUCUCACCCUAAGCCUGAGAAUGCAUCUUUCUUUGGGUUCCGUUUGU
Molecule: messenger RNA, 2075 nt
Organism: Papaver somniferum (opium poppy)
Lineage: Eukaryota; Viridiplantae; Streptophyta; Magnoliopsida; Ranunculales; Papaveraceae
Product: F-box/kelch-repeat protein At3g23880-like
Exons: 3
Coding region: 229-1398 (389 amino acids)
Molecular function (GO): protein binding
Source: RefSeq, a predicted model, not a curated record